Messenger RNA from Pecten maximus, 9273 nucleotides. Its product is annotated as beta-1,3-N-acetylglucosaminyltransferase radical fringe-like. Gene Ontology annotation, cellular component: membrane. Gene Ontology annotation, biological process: regulation of Notch signaling pathway. The transcript has 10 exons. Lineage: Eukaryota; Metazoa; Mollusca; Bivalvia; Pectinida; Pectinidae. The coding region runs from base 92 to 1168 and encodes 358 amino acids. Gene Ontology annotation, molecular function: O-fucosylpeptide 3-beta-N-acetylglucosaminyltransferase activity. The record is from RefSeq and is a predicted model, not a curated record.
UUACUCACAAACAGAGAACACAGGAGACAGUGUGUGUCGGUAUGUAGGCGCUCUCGAUAACAAAUGUUUGGGAAGACACUCUUUAAAAGUUAUGAGGAUUUCUCUUCGGAAAUGUGUAAAAAUCGCGAUAUGUCUGUUUAUCUCAGUCUUUUCGAUUAUAUUAUAUUUUCAUGAUAACUUCGAAAAAAGUUUUAAGACACAGGGACAAAGUUUUGGACAGAAACAACAUGGCGUCGUGGGACCUGUUGAUCAGCAUUCGGACACUGAAUUGUCGCGGAAACAACGAAAUGCUAUGUCGGUAGAAACUAUUAAGGAUGAUGAAAAGGAGAAAACUCAUAAAGUGCUCCCCAGGUUGAAAUCGAAAAACUCAACGACAGAAAUUGAUGACAUUUUUAUUGCCGUCAAAGCGACCAAAAAAUAUCAUAAUCGUCGCCUGAAACUGCUGCUGGAUACGUGGAUCCCCCAAGCCCGGGAGGAGACAUACAUCUUCACAGAUGGCGAUGACAAGUUGGAUGUUCCUGAUGGCCACCUUAUCAACACUAACUGCUCCAACACUCAUAAUAGGAUAGCACUUAGCUGUAAGAUGGCAGUGGAAUAUGAUUUCUUCAUGUUCACAGGCAAACGAUGGUUUUGUCACCUUGACGAUGAUACUUACCUGAAUGUGCCAGGCCUAUUGAAACUUCUACAGUCCUACAACCACACAGAUGACUGGUAUUUAGGUCGCCCAAGUCUACGACACCCGAUAGAAGUUAUGAAGAGAUCUAACCCAGAGCAGAAAAUAGCUUUCUGGUUUGCCACAGGUGGAGCUGGGUUCUGCAUUAGCCGCAGCUUGGCCCUCAAAAUGAUGCCGCAUGCAAGUGGAGGGCGAUUUAUGACAACUUCUGACAUGAUUCGCUUGCCUGAUGACUGCACCGUAGGAUUCAUCAUCAACAACCUGCUACAGAAGGAGUUGACUGUAAUUGACCGUUUCCACUCCCACCUGGAGGCUCUCUUUUUGAUACACAAUUUGAAGGAACAGUUGACGUUCAGCUACUCGGAUAACAAUAUUGUGCACAUUGAUGGGUUUUCGAAGAAUCAGGACCCCACCAGAUUGUACUCCCUCCACUGCAUGCUGUUUCCAACAGCGGAUAUAUGUGAUACUCUCAGGAAAGGACAUACAGUAGCCUAGAAGACACCCUACGUCCUGGAACAGGAAAACCCAUGGUAGUCUAGAACAUACCCUAACACAGCUGGAACAGGAGACACCUAACACAGCUGGUUCAGGAGACACCUAACACAGCUGGAUCAGGAGACACCUAACACAGCUGGAACAGGAGACACCUAACACAGCUGGAUCAGGAGACACCUAACACAGCUGGAACAGGAGACGCCUAACACAGCUGGAACAGGAGACGCCUAACACAGCUGGAUCAGGAGACACCUAACACACCUGGAACAGGAGACGCCUAACACAGCUGGAUCAGGAGACACCUAACACACCUGGAACAGGAGACGCCUAACACAGCUGGAACAGGAGACACCUUGGUUACAUACCUUAUAAGUCUUACUACACAGCUGGAACAGGAGACAUCUGGGUUACAUACCUUACGAAUCUUACUACACAGCUGGAACAGGAGACGCCUAACACAGCUGGAACAGGAGACAUCUGGGUUAUAUACCUUACAAAUUUUACUACACAGCUGGAACAGGAGACGCAUGGGUUAUAUACCUUACGAGUCUUACUAAACAGCUGGAACAGGAGAUGCAUGGGUUACGUACCUUAUGAGUCUAACUAAACAGCUAGAAUUGGAAAAACACAGGUUCUGUAUUCUGGAUUGCAAUAUCAUGGUUGGAAAGGGUGUCAAUGUCAGUCAGAAAAUAAGCUUUUUGUGAUACUCGAACAAUUUAACUCAUGUAUAUACUACUGUUGUUAUUGACAUUAUGUUCUCCAUAUUAUGUCUUUCCCUUUUUCUACUUUUUGUUCUUUUUUUCAAAUAUGAACUAAUUGCAGUCAUAUAAUGUGACAAUGAAGAUGUAGAUAUCUCCUUAUCGCAAUGUUGUUGUAAAUUAGGUUUUCUUUAUAAUACACAAGGAUGUGUUCGAUUGCCUGCUAAUGAUGGUUGAUAGUUUAUAAUGCUCUCUCAGGUUUAUUUCUGUUCAGUGUUAUGUUUCAAUGAUGUACCUGAUGACCCCUCACACUUGGUGGACUGUGUUCAGUGUACAAUGGUGAACCUUAUGACCCCUCACACUUGGUGGACUGUGUUCAGUGUACAAUGAUGUACCUGAUGACCCCUCACACUUGGUGGACUGUGUUCAGUGUACAAUGGUGUACCUGAUGACCCCUCACACUUGGUGGACUGUGUUCAGUGUACAAUGGUGAACCUUAUGACCCAACACUUAUUGGACCAGUAUUAAGGGUACAAUGGUGAACCUUAUGACAUUUACACUUAUUGGGCCAGUGUUCAGGGUACAAUGGUGAACCUUAUGACAUUUACACUUAUUGGGACAGUGUUCAAGGUACAAUGGUGAACCUUAUGACCCCACACUUAUUGGGACAGUGUUCAAGGUACAAUGGUGAACCUUAUGACCCCACACUUAUUGGGCCAGUGUUAAGGGUACAAUGAUGAACCUUAUGACCCCACACUUAUUGGGCCAGUGUUAAGGGUACAAUGAUGAACCUUAUGACCUCUACACUUAUUGGGCCAGUUUUCAGUGUACAAUGGUGAACCUUAUGUCCCCACACUUAUUGGGUCAGUGUUCAGGGUACAAUGGUGAACCUGAUGACCCCAUAUUUAUCGGGCCAUUGUUCAGGGUACAAUGGUGAACCAUAUGACCUUUCACUUAUUGGGCCAGUGUUAAGGGUACAAUGGUGAACCAUAUGACCCCACACUUAUUUGGCCAGUGUUCAGGGUACAAUGGUGAACCUUAUGACCUAACACUUAUUGGGCCAGUGUUCAGGGUACAAUGGUGAACCUAACGGACCAACACUUUCUUAGAAUUGUGUUCUAUAUAUUGCUAUAUGCUCUCCCUGUGUUAUAAAUGACCAAACAGUGUUGUAUAUUUUUAUAUGAAGAUGUACAUUUCUAGACCAUUUUGUAUAAAACAGAAGGAGUUAAUCAUUCCCACUAUUUUGAUGAAUUACAUGUUGAAGUUUAUUGUUUUCCAUGACUAGCCCUGAUGGCCUCGCACAACUUUUGGGAGGAUUAAUAUGGUCAUCAGUGCUCCAUUAUCGUUUAACUUUUUUAUAAUAUUGUUAUUGGGACCAUAUUUAGACUAAAACAUCAAGUAGGUUUGUUAUAUUCUUAUUGGGACCAUAUUUAGACUCAAACAUCAAGUAGGUUUGUUAUAUUCUUAUGGGGACCAUAUAUUUAGACUCAAACAUCAAGUAGGUUUGUUAUAUUCUUAUUGGGACCAUAUUUAGACUAAAACAUCAAAUAAGUUUGUUAUAUUCUUAUUGGGACCAUAUUUAGACUAAAACCUGAAGUGUUUUGAAGUUAUUGUCUCCCCUGUGAUGAAGUCAUGAAGUGAGUCUAGGUUGUUACUCUUUUUCCAGUUACGAUAGCGUCAUCAUCAACUUUUCACUUUUGCAUUAAGAUCUAUUGCUCAAAAGAUAAUUCCAACUUUAACCAAACUUGGUAUACCUGGUAGAGUUAGAUUUAUGGAAUUUAGGGAUGCUUGGAAUCAGGACUUUAUUGUUUAGGUCAGCUUCUCAAAAAGUAUCAAUAUUAUUUUAACACAACCUGGAAUAGAUGCAUUGUAGUAUGGACAACACAACACACGCUCAGAUUGACGUGAAUUUUAAAUUUUUGUUGUUGUAUUUUGGGGUUAAAAUUCUUAGAUUUGAGAAAAUUAAUUUAAAAUCCUGAUAGCAUCUCCUUUUGGUUUACAAAUUAGUUUAUAGCAAAAUUGAAGUGAAUUUGGGGGUAAAUGACAUAUUUAGGUUAUUUUGAGAUAAGUGAUUUUGCAGAAUUUGGUAUUUGUUUUGCAGUUCAUCAAUAUUUACAUAUGUCUAUAAUGUGUACAGGGUACUUCCAUACUAUCAAGUGAAAGUUUUUGAAUGAUUUUGGAGAAAUAAUGAAAUGUUAGUGGAUUAUUGAGUUUGGUUAAAACUUACUAUACCGACAAAGCGAGACAGGCGAGACAUAUAUGAUAACAUAUAAUUCUUGUUAAAUCCUGAAUGGGUCCAUAUUUAGGUUAAACAUUUAAUAGGUGUAAGGUUUUUAUAAAGACAAAAUACCAGCUGGAUGUUGGUCCAUAAAUUCUUCAAUGUCUUCAACCAAUGAAAAAAAAACCUACCACAAAACCAGAAAUGGUAUUGCUGUGUCUAUAUUUUGUAUUUAGAUAUUUUUUCCAAGAAUAUUUUAUUGUGCAUAUCACUGAACCUUUGAUCUCUUCUAAUGCUAUCAUGGUAGUAAACUACCACAAUUUAGAGUGUGUACUGAAAUUAUAUCUUUUACUCAGCAUACACUUUCAAAUUUUAGUGAUUUCUCUUGUGUUCGUUCAUUAAGAAAUCCACGUAUCCAUUUUCUAUUUUGCUCAAGUAAGGUUAAGAGUUAUUGAUUACUUGAUAAACAAAAUUUAAUUGACGGAAUGGAGCUAUUCUCAUAAAAUGAAUUCACUUUGUUCUGAUAUGUGGUGAUUUACUGGGUUCUGAUAUGUGGUGAUUCACUGGGUUCUCACAUGUGGUGAUUCACUGUGUUCUGAUAUGUGGUGUUUCACUUUAUUCUGAUAUGUGGUGAUUUGCGGUGUUCUAAGAUAUGGUGAUUCACUAUGUUCUGAUAUGUGGUGAUUCACUGGGUUCUGAUAUGUUGUGAUUCACUGUGUUCUGAUAUGUGGUGAUUCACUGUGUUCUGAUAUGUGGUGAUUCACUGUGUUCUGAUAUGUGGUGAUUCACUAUGUUCUGAUAUGUGGUGAUUCGCUGUUUUCAGAGAUGUGGUGAUUCGCUGUGUUCUGAUAUGUGGUGAUUCACUGUGUUCUGAUAUGUGGUGAUUCACUGUGUUCUGAUAUGUGGUGAUUCACUGUGUUCUGAUAUGUGGUGAUUCACUGUGUUCUGAUAUGUGGUGAUUCACUAUGUUCUGAUAUGUGGUGAUUCGCUGUUUUCAGAGAUGUGGUGAUUCGCUGUGUUCUGAUAUGUGGUGAUUUACUAUGUUCUAAUAUGUGGUGAUUCACUAUGUUCUGAUAUGUGGUGAUUCACUGUGUUCUGAUAUGUGGUGAUUCACUAUGUUCUGAUAUGUGGUGAUUCACUGUGUUCUGAUAUGUGGUGAUUCGCUGGGUUCUGAUAUGUGGUGAUUCGCUGUGUUCUGAUAUGUGGUGAUUUACUAUGUUCUGAUAUGUGGUGAUUCACUAUGUUCUGAGGCGUGGUGAUUCACUGUGUUCUGAUAUGUGGUGAUUCACUGGGUUCUGAUAUGCGGUGAUUCACUGUGUUCUGAUAUGUGGUGAUUCACUAUGUUCUGAUAUGUGGUGAUUCACUGUGUUCUGAUGUGUGGUGAUUCACUGUGUUCUGAUAUGUGGUGAUUCACUUGGCUCUAUGUGGUGAUUCACUGGACUCUGAUAUGUGGUGAUUCUUUGGGCUCUCACAUGUGGCGAUUCACUAUUUAAUCUGUGAACAUAGGUAAUGUGAAAAUCUGCUUUCAUGUUGGACUGAUUAUCUUGCAUCAACUGAGGUCACUGAUCUUUUUACUGUGAGUCUUUUUGUGUCGAGAAUAUCUAGUUUUGACAACUUUUUAAUAUGUGGGCCAAUUUCGAUGAAACAUUAUAGAUAUCAUAACUAACCCUGCAGUCAAAGCUUUAUUCAUUUGAACUCCUUUUUAACUGAUCUCUGUUCUUUUAUUGAAGAAUAUUUGUCCAGGCAAAUUCUCCUAAACUUGGAUUGAUUUCAUUGAAGCUUUAUAUGUAUAGCUACCAUUUGACAGGAUACAUUUGGGUUUUAUUAGGUCAUCUGAGAUCUCAAUUAACCUGUUAUUCUCAUCGUAAGUCUAGCUGUUGUCAAGGGUCGUUCAUCUAUAAACAAAUUACAUUUUUGACUUUUUCUCAAUAACCAAGAGGCCCAGGGUUAUGAUAUUGGGCCAGCAGCAUGUUUGGAUGAGGGACUACUUAGUUUGUUAAAAUGAAUUACCUUGAUCUAUUUUCAAGGUCACAGGGUUCGAAUGUGUUAAAUGUUAGUUGAAAAGCAAAACAUCAUCUGUUAGUGUACAGAACUCAGGUGACAGCUAAGACCCAUGGGCUUCUUGUUUUUCUAUUCCGACCUUUUGUUAAUGAACUUUAUUGAAAAUAAAAUUCAAGUUUUCCUAUGUUGCUGCAUUAAUAUGUUUAAAAAGUUAAUACGUAUGUUCCAAAUGUUGAAACUGUGAGAGGUUUCAAUAAUCCAUUGAAUCCAUGGGAUGACACUCUUGGUUGUAUUCAGUAUUGUAUUUACUGUAAUCUAUCUGUUUGGAACAAAUUGCUUCAUUUAGAAUUCUUGUUGACUUUCUACUAUUUCCAUAACUUUAUUAUGAAUGCUUGUAAUUCCAUUUUUGAUUUAGCAUGUGAAUUGUUACUUUGAUAUCAGACUGAACCUUGUUAUUCUGUGUAUUAUAAAUGUACAUAAGAUACUUGUUUAAUGUUUAUAUUUUAUGUUUUACAUAUUAAUGUGCAUUACGGGACCUAUCUGUACUAUAUAAUAGAUAUGGGGUAACGCUUGUCAUACUACUAGUUCAUGAUAUCAUUUGAUACAUGUUUCAUUUUAUAACAUUAUGUCAAAGUCCACAAUUGUACAUUGUUGUCAUGGUCCCCCAUCAUGGUAGUGAGUAAUUUGAAACAUGUAACGGCCAAGUUUAUACCAUAUACAAUGAUAACAACUUUGAACCAUCCAAACAAUGAUUACUGACCUUGGACCAUCAAGACAAUGUUAACUGACCUUGGACCAUACUUACAAUGACUGACCUUGGAUCAUACAGACAAUAAUUGACCUUGGAUCAUACAGACAAUAAUAACUUGACCUUGGAUCAUACAGACAAUAAUUGACCUUAUACUCCAUGAUGAGUGACCUUGACCAAUGUAAUUGUUGGCCCUAGACUGUCCUUUUAUUUAGAAUGACUUUAUAUUUAGCAUGAUUUCUGUAGCUUUUGUACCUAGUUCAUUUUGAUUUGUUCAUUAUGACACAGCUGAAAGUUGGGACCACAAUCGUAAUUUUUAUACCUUUUAUUAUAAAUGUAUUAUAUUGACUUUUGCUUACUAUGUUUUUGGUGGCUUGGAGUAUUCUCUGCCACACAUUUAAUGUUAGAUGACUAAGUGUGAUAUGCUGAGCAAACAAUGGUUAUAUUACUGUAGUGUAGAUACACCAUUCUAUUUUUAAAGUAUCAGCAUAACUCAUAAUUAACACCACUUAACACUACUGUAAAACCUCUAUAUAACACCCCUUGUAUGUCACACUACUGUAAAACCUCUAUAUAACACCCCUUGUUUACCACAUUGCUGUAAAACCUCUAUAUAACACCCCUUGUUUACCACAUUGCUGUAAAACCUCUAUAUAGCACCCCUUGUUUACCACAUUGCUGUAAAACCUCUAUAUAACACCCCUUGUUUACCACAUUACUGUAAAACCUCUAAAUAACACCCCUUGUUUACUAAACUAUUGUAAAACCUCUAUAUAACACCCCUUGUUUACCACAUUGCUGUAAAACCUCUAUAUAACACCCCUUGUUUACCACAUUGCUGUAAAACCUCUAUAUAACACCCCUUGUUUAACCAAACUAUUGUAAAACCUCUAUAUAACACCGUGGAUUUUCCUGCAAUAGAAACAGGUUCCGUUAAAAGGACCCAUUCCCCUAAAAAAAUCUGAAAAAUUCCCAAUUAUGAAGUCACUUUUGAAUGAUUAAAUAAGUUUUAUCUACAAAGACAGAUACUACCAGGGUAAGGUACUUUUGAAAAAUAGUAAAAACACCAGCUAUAGAUAACAAAAUGAAAUGUAAAAUAAUAUAAAGGCAAUAUACAUCAAAUAUUGCUGUAAAACCUCUAUAUAAUACCUUUGUCUCUCUACAGUAAAACCUCUAUACACUGCCCCUUUGUCUCUCUUCAGUAAAACUCUUAUAUACUGCCCCUUGAAUGUCUCUACAGUAAAACCUCUAUAUGCUGCCCCUUUGUCUCUCUACAGUAUAACCUCUAUACACUACCCCUUUGUCUCUCUACAGUAAAACCUCUAUAUGCUGCCCCAUUGUCUCUCUACAGUAUAACCUCUAUACACUAUCCCUUUGUCUGUCUUCAGGUGUCUCUCUACAGUAAAAUCUCUUAUAUACUGCCCCUUAGACUCUCUAAAAAUCCUAUAUACUGUCCAUUCUUCGUCUCACUACAGUAAUAUCUCCGUAAACGUUUCUUUAUAGUUGUUCUAUUUCAUUUGGCUAAUAUUGUGCCGUCGUUCCAGUUGGACAUAGCUCUCGUUUAUGAAAUUAGGUACAACCACGCCUUGUUAACAUUCUGCAGUACUGUAAUUUCUGGUGUAUUUCCUGCUCUGUUAGAUUGCCCGCAAAAGUGGAAAUAAUGAGUUUGAGGUCGCCUCAAGUCACAAGUGACCUAUUCUAAUCACCUUUUCUCUGUCAUAGUGCAUUAUCUGUCUGUAAACAAUUUACAUUGUUGACUUCCCCCGAAACCACUGAACCAAAUUCAGUGAAAUUUGGCAGAUAGCUUCAAGGGACAGAGGUCAACCGAAAUUGUGAAUUAUAUGGUCCCAACCCCCCAGGGGCUUAGGGGCGGAGCAAAAAGAGUGAAAUUGACUAAAAUUCAAAAAGCUUCUUCUCGAGUCCCAAAUAAGGUAGAAUCAAAUACAUGGAAGGGUCCUAAGUUGCUUUACCAAUAUUUUGAAUUUCAUGACCCUGGGGUCUUACAUUUGCCCCUUGGGAGGGGGUGCACUUUGCUAAAGUUCAUAUAGGAAACUAACCCCUAAAUACUGCCAAAGUACAUUUAUAUAAUUCUAUUGUUCUUGAUCUCUAUUGUGCAUGAUGAUAUGUAUUUGGUUUCAAAUCAAGUGUUCCAUGCUUUACUUCAAAGAAAAAAAUUCAUUUGUAUGUUUUUAUCAUAAUUGGUGCCUUUUUCUUUUACUUCGUUCAGACAGAACAAUUUUAGUAUUAUGUUUGUUUAUAUUUUUGUUCAAUGAUCAACUUCUAAUUAAGAAAGAAAGACAUGAAAUUUUAUGAAGAUUCAGAAAUUUUGUUUUCAAUAUAGACCACUACGCUGAGAGAAAACUGUUCGUUCAUUCCAGUGGUCAGCUACUUGUUUAAAUCAUUGGGCACUGGUGCUAAAUAAAUAUAUUUUUUGUUAAAA